Messenger RNA from Drosophila innubila, 1394 nucleotides. RefSeq names its product 26S proteasome regulatory subunit 6A-B (gene Rpt5). NCBI's taxonomy places the organism in Eukaryota, Metazoa, Arthropoda, Insecta, Diptera, Drosophilidae. The record is from RefSeq and is a predicted model, not a curated record. Gene Ontology annotation, molecular function: ATP hydrolysis activity; proteasome-activating activity; ATP binding. Gene Ontology annotation, cellular component: proteasome regulatory particle, base subcomplex. The transcript is spliced from 3 exons. Gene Ontology annotation, biological process: proteasome-mediated ubiquitin-dependent protein catabolic process. Bases 1 to 1287 code for a protein of 428 amino acids.
AUGGCUCAAACGCUAGAGGACAAAUCAAUAUGGGAGGAUGGCGAGGAGUCGCUGGGCGAGGAAGUGCUGCGAAUGUCCACGGAUGAGAUUGUGAGCAGGACUCGAUUAAUGGACAAUGAAAUCAAAAUAAUGAAAAGCGAAGUAAUGCGCAUAACACACGAAAUACAAGCGCAAAACGAAAAGAUCAAAGACAAUACGGAAAAGAUUAAGGUUAACAAAACGUUGCCAUAUCUGGUGUCCAAUGUCAUCGAGCUGUUGGAUGUGGAUCCCCAGGAAGAGGAAGACGAUGGCUCUGUUACUGUGCUCGAUAAUCAGCGCAAAGGCAAAUGUGCGGUUAUCAAAACAUCAACACGUCAGGCGUAUUUCCUGCCAGUUAUCGGACUCGUCGAUGCCGAGAAACUGAAGCCUGGAGAUUUGGUGGGCGUCAACAAGGAUUCGUAUUUGAUCUUGGAAACUCUGCCGGCCGAGUAUGAUGCACGUGUGAAGGCCAUGGAAGUGGAUGAGCGUCCCACAGAGCAGUAUUCCGAUAUCGGUGGUCUGGACAAACAGAUCCAGGAACUCAUCGAAGCUGUUGUCCUGCCCAUGACGCACAAGGAGAAGUUCAAGAACCUCGGCAUUCAUCCACCAAAAGGUGUUCUACUUUAUGGUCCUCCUGGAACGGGAAAGACGCUGCUCGCUCGAGCUUGUGCCGCACAAACCAAGUCGACCUUUCUGAAGCUGGCGGGUCCACAGCUGGUGCAGAUGUUCAUUGGUGACGGCGCCAAGUUGGUGCGUGAUGCCUUUGCACUGGCCAAGGAGAAGGCGCCUGCAAUCAUAUUCAUUGAUGAACUGGACGCCAUCGGCACAAAGCGUUUCGAUUCGGAGAAGGCGGGAGAUCGUGAGGUGCAGCGUACGAUGUUGGAGCUGUUGAAUCAGCUGGAUGGCUUCAGUUCGACGGCUGAUAUUAAAGUAAUUGCAGCAACAAAUCGUGUGGAUAUUCUGGAUCCGGCAUUGUUGCGUUCCGGUCGUCUCGAUCGUAAGAUUGAGUUUCCACAUCCCAAUGAGGAGGCACGUGCCCGGAUUAUGCAGAUUCACUCACGUAAAAUGAAUGUCAGCAACGAUGUCAACUUUGAGGAGUUGUCCCGUUCCACGGACGACUUUAACGGUGCCCAAUGCAAGGCGGUCUGUGUGGAGGCUGGAAUGAUUGCUCUGCGUCGCUCAGCGUCGUCCGUGACGCACGAGGAUUUCAUGGAUGCCAUCAUGGAGGUGCAGUCCAAGAAGAAGGCAAAUCUUAACUACUAUGCUUAGACUAGAAUUUCGAUACACACAUAAAUUAACUUGUAAUCAAGCGUGGCAAAUGCUGCAACCAUAAUGAAAACAGAAUAAAACACACAUAUAUUAAACAAUUUAAAAAC